Galeopterus variegatus (Sunda flying lemur) is the source of this 1024-nucleotide messenger RNA. It is a transcript of the gene SEC22A, whose product is annotated as SEC22 vesicle trafficking protein homolog A (S. cerevisiae). The record is from RefSeq and is a predicted model, not a curated record. Lineage: Eukaryota; Metazoa; Chordata; Mammalia; Dermoptera; Cynocephalidae. Gene Ontology annotation, biological process: endoplasmic reticulum to Golgi vesicle-mediated transport. The annotation marks the transcript as partial. The transcript has 3 exons.
CUCACCAGCGACUGGAGCCAGUGAGUCUGUCAGGGAUUGUGGCAUUUAUCCUUAGUCUUUUAUGUGGAGCUCUGAAUUUAAUUCGAGGCUUUCAUGCCGUAGAAAGUCUCCUGCAGAGUGAUGGUGAGGAUUUUAAUUACAUCAUUGCAUUUUUCCUUGGAACAGCAGCCUGCCUUUACCAGUGUUAUUUACUUGUCUACUACACCGGCUGGCGGAAUGUCAAAUCUUUUUUGACUUUUGGCUUAAUUUGUCUAUGCAACAUGUAUCUCUAUGAACUGCGCAACCUCUGGCAGCUUUUCUUUCAUGUGACUGUGGGAGCAUUUGUUACACUACAGAUCUGGCUAAGGCAAGCCCAGGGCAAGGCGCCUGAUUAUGAUGUCUGACACCAUCCUUCAGACAUAUUGUUUUGCUUCAGGGGGAAAAGGAGAGAACAUAUCUUAACUGCCACUGUGAUGAAGAAACUAUUCACCACAAAUGAGAAGCUCUGCUUCCUUUCUCUCCAUAUUUCCUUUUUAAAAAUCCACACGGCAUGCCUAUGGGCAUGUAAGACCUGCUAGGAAAACUCCUCUCAGAAGAAUGUUGGCCAUGAGAUUACUAUUCAGAGAAGGGCCAUAACAGUGGAAGAACAGUCAGAUGCCACUGGAAGACCUGGCCAGCAGUCCUGAAUCCCUGCUGAAGAGUUUGAUCAAAAAUAGAUGUGGUACUUGCUAUGAGGACCAAGCAGGAACUCACAACCUGAGUUUGCCUUUGUGAGGCAUUAGUAUAGACCAAAUAAAAAGAUGCUGCAGAAAUUGGAAAGUUUAUGUUUUAAACAAAUGACUGUGCCAAAUGUCAGAUUAUUUGCACAUUUAUGGUACCUAAAGUUUAUGAAGUCCAGGAAGGUGUGGAAUUGGUUCUUUCACUUGUAUAUUUUUGCUAGAAUCUUAACUCCAGAAAUCACCUGAUGUGUAGCAGAAGGCUAUGGUAAGCUCAUGUCUGGAACACCACAAAUAUUGGAAAUACAGUGAUGUAUGUUUCCUUUCUA